This is a messenger RNA of Mytilus californianus (California mussel), 3910 nucleotides long. RefSeq lists its product as uncharacterized. Gene Ontology annotation, biological process: innate immune response. Bases 495 to 3737 code for a protein of 1080 amino acids. Lineage: Eukaryota; Metazoa; Mollusca; Bivalvia; Mytilida; Mytilidae. Gene Ontology annotation, molecular function: protein binding. Gene Ontology annotation, cellular component: cytoplasm. The record is from RefSeq and is a predicted model, not a curated record. The transcript is spliced from 5 exons.
GUGCGAGUGGACUUAUUAGUUGUUCCGAUUCGUCUCCAAUAUUCGUAAAGGACACCAGUGGGCCUCAUGAAAAACUGAUGCUAAUGGUGGAGUCUGCGCACUCCUAUUGUCAUCUUUCUGCACGUACACGAUAAUAGAAGACACAAAUUCAACGCCCAUAGGUUGAGUGUUUGCUGCCAUAAAAUCACAAUUUCUUGUCAUUAGAAUUAACAGUCUGUGUAUAGUACAUUGAGUAUAUUCAAAAUAGGACAUAGUACUAUCAACAUGUUGAAAAUGAAACAUAGGAUCAUGACCAAUAUUUCAUUAUCUCUGUAUUCACUAUGAAAAUGCAUUUGAUUUCAACAGUCUUAGUUAAUGUUAGCAUCAAAACUAUUGCCAUCAACUACGACAACAUGAGAUAAUUGUAGCUGGACAUUAAAAUUAUAUAUGCAAACAACAAUCUAAUCAAUAUAUACAAUAGAAAACUAGAAACUGAACUAGUACAACCUAACAUCAUGGCAUGUAGACUUUCACAAGAAGAAGAAAACUAUGUCAGGAUGAGCUUGCUACUGACAGGAAUAUCUCCUCGUGCAGCAAGAGCUUUGUUUGAUCGUGAAUUUGCUCCUGCAUGCUUAGAUACCUCACUGAAGAAAGAGUAUAACAAACUGCGAAAUCUUCAAAAGAAGAGGGUAAUAAAUCAAGCACAGUGGAAACUCCUGACCCCCAGGUCACCAGAUGUUCCGGAUUCUAAAACAUUUGAUGUAACUCUUAUGAUAACGUUACUUAGAAACCUGACCAGUUUGAACCCUCCUCAUAGUGGAUAUGACAAACUGCCUACUGCUAAUGAAGCUACACCAACCUCAGAUUUAGCCAGAAUAAAAUAUUACAGAAAUAUCCUGGCUCACCUUGAUGAUGGAAAAAUAGAUAAUACUGAGUUCAACACAGCAUGGGACGAUAUAACGGGUGCUAUCAGCAGAUUAGGUGGACAGCCAAUGAAGCAGGAGUGUGAUAACUUGAAGACAAAAAUACUGGAUCAGACUAAUCAGGAAAUAAUGCUGGAUAUCAAGCGUUCAAAUGGUGAAAUAAUGGAACUGAAAAAAUCUUUCGAGAGCUUGAUGAAAAUCAAUGAAGAUAUGACAGUACAAAUGAAUAAGUUAAAAACUUCUCAGAAAGAUACAGUUCCUUGGAAUAUUCGAGUACAAAUCAAUCAGAUCAUUGUGGAAUGGCAGGACAAUGACAAGAGGUUUAUAACAACCAGAGCUGCCGAACAUGUACUGGAAUGUAUAAAAGAGAACAGUUGUGUAACUAUUACUGCUAGUUCUGGUGUGGGUAAGACGGCCACACUCCGACAUGUGGCUUUACAAAUGGCAAAAGAAGGGUACGAUGUACUUCUUGUUACAGAUCCAAGUGAUAUUGUCAAGUUUUACAAUCCAAACCAGAAAAUGUUGUUUGUUUUUGAUGAUUUAUGUGGAAACUAUUCUUUUAACCAGACUGACAUGAAAGUAUGGGAACCAGUCAUGAAGCAAAUAAAAAAGAUCCUUUUAAAUAAACUUUCUAAAAUAAUUGUAGCAUGUCGAUUACAAGUGUAUCAGGAUGACAAAUUCGAAUCUUUAUCAGUUUUCAAAUCAUGUGUAUGUAACCUUUUAUCAGAUAGCAUCUGCUUGUCAAAAGCAGAAAAACAAUCAAUAGCUGAGUUAUAUCUGAAAACAAAAGCUCCUGAGAUUGCCGAGUCUUGUGAUUUGUAUGAUUGCUUUCCACUUUUAUGUAAUUUGUAUCAUGAAAAUCCUGCACUAGAUAUAAAAGAAUUUUUCCAGAGACCAUUUUCUGUUUAUGAAGCAGAGAUUGACAAGCUACAGAAAAAAGAAUUUUGUAGUAAAUACUGUGCUUUGGCUUUAUGUGUCAUGUUUAACAACAAUUUAAAGGAAGAAACGCUAACAGAGGAGGUGAUGGAAGAAACCAGAACCAUUAUUGAGAAUACAUGUGAAUCAUGUGGACUGGACAGAGGGACAUCAAGGCUUACUUUACAGGAUGAACUGAACACACUUAUACAUACAUUCCUGAAAAAAGAACAAAACAUAUACAAAACUAUUCAUGAUAAAAUAUUUGACUUUCUAGUGUACUACUUUGCACGGAAAAUAAUCCACUGCUUGAUGAAGAAUGCACAUAGUAGUUUAAUCAAUGAAAGAUUUUUGUUAGAAAGAGAAGACAAUAUGAAUCAGUUUAUAACAAUUUUGCCUCCUAAGUAUCAUGAAAUGUACAUACAAAGAAUGAUUGAUGACUGGUCAAAGGGUAAAGUCCAUGAAGUAUUUUGUAACAUGAAUAUGACAAAGCCACAGUUUAGAAAGCAAUUUAUCAGUCUUUUGAAUAAUCUGGACAUAUCAUAUCAGAUACGAUUAGCACACACCAGUGAUGUAAAUCAAUACGAGUUUACUGUACUGAUGAUGGUUUGUUUUUUAGGUGAUAUUCCUAUCACCAACUGGUGCUUAAGUCAUGGUGUUGAUGUUAAUCAGUGUAGUAGUGAUGGUUGGUCACCUAUAAUGUGUGCUUGUAAAAAUGGACAUACAGGAAUAGUCAGAAUGUUGUUAGACAUGGGAGCAGAUUAUAAUAAAUGUAACAGUACUGAUUGGUCACCUGUGAUGUGGGCUUGUAGUAAGGGACAUAAAGAAAUAGUUAGGAUGUUGUUAGACAUAGGAGCCAAUUAUGAUAAAUGUAACAGUAAUGGUUGGUCACCUGUGAUGUGGGCUUGUCGAUAUGGACAUACAGAAAUAGUAAGGAUGUUGGUAGACAAAGGAGUUGAUUGUAAUAAAGGUUGGUCACCUAUACAGUUUGCUUCUAGAUAUGGACAAACAGAAAUAGUAAGGAUGAUGUUAGACAAGGGAUUAGAUUAUAAUAAAGGUUGGUCACCUGUAAUGCCUGCGUGUAGAUAUGGAAAUAUAGAAAUAGUAAGGAUGUUGUUAGACAAAGGAGCAGAUUAUAACAAAUUUGACCGUCGUGGUUUAUCACCUCUAAUGAGUGCUUGUAGUGAGGGACAUACAGAAAUAGUAAGAAUGUUGUUAGAUGUAGGAGCAGAUUAUAAUAAAUGUGACAAUAAAGGUUGGUCAUCUAUAAAAAGUGCCUGCAGUAGUGGAAAUAUAGAAAUAGUAAGGAUGUUGUUAGACAUAGGAGCAGAUUAUAAUAAAUGUGACAAUGAUGGUUGGUCACCUCUAAUGUAUGCAUGUAGAUAUGGACAUACAGAAAUAGUAAGGAUGUUUUUAGACUUAGGAGCAGAUUAUAAUAAAUGUGCCAAUAAAGGUUUGUCACCAGUAAUGUGUGCUUGUACAUAUGGACAUACAGAAAUAGUAAGGAUGUUGUUCAACAAAGGAGCAGAUAAUAAUAAAUGUAAUAGCUAUGGUUUGUCACCUGGUACAAUGGUAAUGGUUGCUUGUAGUAAGGGACAUACAGAAAUAGUAAGGAUGUUGUUAGAUAUAGGAGCAGAUUUAAAUCAAUGUAACAAUAAUGGUUGGUCACCUUUAAUGAGAGCUUGUAAAAACGGACAUACAGAAGUAGUAAAAAUGUUGUUAGAUUCAGGAGUAGAUUAUAAUAAAUGUAACAAGAAUGGUGUGUCACCUGUAAUGAGUGCUUGUAGUUAUGGGAAUACAGAAAUUGGAAAUACAGAAAUAGUAGGAAUGUUGUUAGAUAUAGGAGCAGAUCAUAAAAAAUGUGACAAUGAUGGUUGGUCACCUGUUAUGUUUGUUGGAAAUUUGGACAAACAGAAAUAGUAAGGAUGUUGUCAGACAUAGGAGCAGAUUAUAAUAAAUGUAACAAGGAUGGUGUGACCCCUGUUAUGAUUGCUUGUAGAUAUGGACAUACAGAAACAGUAAGGAUGUUGUCAAACAUAGGAGCAGAUUAUAAUAAAUGUAACCGUAAUGAUUGGUCACCUGUAAUGUGGGCU